Messenger RNA from Stegastes partitus (bicolor damselfish), 1494 nucleotides. It is a transcript of the gene mrps27, whose product is annotated as mitochondrial ribosomal protein S27. The transcript has 11 exons. Gene Ontology annotation, molecular function: protein binding. Gene Ontology annotation, cellular component: mitochondrion. The coding region runs from base 5 to 1330 and encodes 441 amino acids. The record is from RefSeq and is a predicted model, not a curated record. NCBI's taxonomy places the organism in Eukaryota, Metazoa, Chordata, Actinopteri, Pomacentridae.
CAAAAUGGCAGCCUCCGUGUUGAAGCGAUGUGUGACUGCAGCUGUCAAAGUUAAAUGUUUAUCUCCUUCUCUUUCAGCCAGACGAUGGUUGCUCUCGGCAGCUUACACAGACACCAAAGUGUGGGAGGCGAGAGAGACAGAAGCCCAGAACCUGGCUGUACUGGCUGCCGACAUGGACAGGAUCUAUGAAAAGAACCUGCCAGUUAGCUCUCUGACUAUGUCACGGUUCAUUGACAACAUAUCAUCCAAGGAGGAAGUUGAUCAAACCGAGUACUACCUUUACAAGUUUCGUCACAGUCCAAACUGUUGGUACCUGCGAGACUGGACCGUUCACAGCUGGAUCAGACAGUGUCUAAAAUACGAGUCCAGAGAAAAGGCCCUGCACACGCUUAGAAACAAGGUCCAGUAUGGAAUAUUCCCAGACGACUUCACCUUCAACCUGCUCAUGGAUUCUUACAUUAAGGAUAAAGACUUUAAAAGUGCGUGCUCUGUGGUCGAAGAGGUGAUGCUGCAGGAGGCCUUCGACCUUCCCUCCACACAGAUCCUGUCUCUGUACGCUCUGGGCAGUUACCUAGCGACCAAACCACAACUUACUGUGAGUGAAACAACAACGACAGCAGCAGCACUGGAGGAGGCAGAGGGCCGAGCUUUGGGGGCAUCGCUGCUCAUCUGCGGACUGCAGCAGGACAACACCAGCGGCCUCAGCGCUCAGCUACUCGGAAAUGCUCUCCUAGGCAAGCUGGAGCAUUUAAAGGGCAUACACGCCGUUUUCAAAGGGAUGCCUCUCUACUGGGAACGAGGAUAUCUGGACCGAGCGUUGGCUGUCAUGGAGAGGGUUGCUGCAGCUCCUGGUGAUGCCAAGCUGUCCAAAGACACACUGGACAAUGUGAACGACUUGCUGCAGGAACUGUCCUCCACCUCAACCUCAACCUCAGCCGCGACCUCAGACACAGACUCUUCCGGAGAGGAGUCAGGAGGUGAAGAAGACAAGAAAGCAGAGGCUGUAGAUGAAAAGGACGAGGCUGAGAAGGCGAAGCUUCCCCAAUAUAUCAGCAGGUUCAAGGAGCUGAGCAGCCAGCUGGAGUCUCAGGGUAAAGUGGAGGCGGCCUCCUUCCAGGAUUUAGUGACCGCUCUGGCCCAGCAGAACCUGGCUGCUGCAGAGACACUGGACCUGGAGCAGUACCAGAGCCGGGUGCAGGCCUGGGAUGCCGAGAAGAGGCAGCUGAGCCAGAGAGAGAAGGAGAUGAGAGAGAAAGGUGCGCAGGAGAAACGGGAGCGAUUAGCUGCCAGGGCUGCAGCUAAGCGGAAAGCGAGUCUAUCAGUAAACUGACCGCUGAGUCUGUACGUUAAAGCUGUGUUUAUAAUAUCAACAUUACAUCUGCUCGUGUCUCCAGUUACUUUUGUAAAUAACUGUUGUGUGCUUUUGUGCUGCUCUGUUUAUAGAACAGGGCUAAUACGAACAUCGAAAUAAAACAGAUUUCAUUUGUAACAGAA